Messenger RNA from Adineta ricciae, 1110 nucleotides. The record is from the annotation of a GenBank genome assembly. NCBI's taxonomy places the organism in Eukaryota, Metazoa, Rotifera, Eurotatoria, Adinetida, Adinetidae.
AUGUCAUCGGACCAGAAGAAAACAGGAGCAACAACGGCGACGACGACGAGCUCAUCAACUGAUGCCACUCCGGGUUUCCAACUUAAUCAAAAAAAGCUGAAAGAACUUGCAGAAAAUGCACAAGCAAUCAAAAUCGGUGGCAAGGGCACAGCUCGACGAAAGAAGAAAAUCAUUCAUCGUCCAGCAAAUGCUGAUGACAAAAAACUUCAAAGUUCAUUGAAAAAACUUGCCGCAAAUAACAUUCAAGGAAUUGAAGAGGUUAAUAUGUUUAAAGAUAAUGGUGAAGUCAUUCAUUUUACUAGUCCUAAAGUACAAGCAUCGCUUGGCUCAAACACAUAUGCUAUCAGUGGUCCUUCGGAUACGAAAUCUCUUCAAGAAAUGUUACCGACAAUUAUGUCACAAAUGGGCAUAUCAACUGAUAGUGGUUCAGCUAGCGAAGCUGGCCGACGUAAAUUUGGUACGCGCGGUGAUCAAUCGCAACCUGGAAAUGAACCAGAAAGUGCUGAGGCUGAUGAUGAGGAAGUACCCGAUCUUGUGGAAAACUUUGAUGAAGUAUCGAAUACAAAUUUGCCAUUUGCUUUUUCGCGUAUUCUAGACAAUAUGUUGCAUAUCCGGAGUAUAUUUGCUCUCAAUCUGUUAAUUAUCUGUGUGAAUUGCAAAGAUAAGAUUCCGACGUUGAAUGUUAAUCGAACAAUUGUCUCAUCACGAUCUAUUUAUGAUUUAGUACAAGCCCGUCGUGUUGCAUCUCGAUUAGCUGCGUAUCACAAUCGAACACAUCGAAAGAAUCAUCCGAACGCGUAUUUUUCCAACGCAAAUAUUGAUUACAUUUACUCACAAAGAAGUCAAACAAAUGAUUUGAACAGUUCCCAUCAACAAUUCUUUUCUGCACGUUUCAAAAUCGUUAUUAUUUUUAGUGCAAUUACCCUGAUAUCCAUGAUAGCGAUUAUUAUAACAUGUAUAGUUACGAAAUACUAUCGUAGUAAAAAUCCAGCAACAGUUGAACAAAGAGAGCCAUUGAACCAAACACGUCGAACGAUCGUUUUUUCUAAUCCAAAUUAUGAUCAAAGAAUUUUCACUCGAAAACCAAGAGCAAUGCCAACUGAGGUGUGA